Oncorhynchus mykiss (rainbow trout) is the source of this 1792-nucleotide messenger RNA. RefSeq names its product dehydrogenase/reductase 3b (gene dhrs3b). Gene Ontology annotation, molecular function: all-trans-retinol dehydrogenase (NAD+) activity. Gene Ontology annotation, biological process: regulation of retinoic acid receptor signaling pathway; retinoid metabolic process. The record is from RefSeq and is a predicted model, not a curated record. Gene Ontology annotation, cellular component: lipid droplet. Lineage: Eukaryota; Metazoa; Chordata; Actinopteri; Salmoniformes; Salmonidae.
CAGGUCUUUCCAGCACUGCGAGAACGGGUAGUCAGAGCUCUAUAAAUUAAGCUGCCAGAGUCAGAGGCGGUAACGUCUAAAGGAAGGAACACAACACACUUGUUGUAGACGAUUCCGUAGCGCAUGCCUUUGGAGACACUCGCGCCUUCUUUAGGUUACUCGAGUUCAGUUUUGUUAAAAGUAACAAAGUACUACCGGUGUAAAGAGGUAUUGAAUCAAAUAACAUAGUUUUGCCAGUAUUCUGAAUAAAUCGAGAAACAUGCUUGAGCUCCGUAUAUUGACGAGCUUAUCAAUUGUAGGACAUUUUGACAUCAAGUGCUGCAGUAGCCUUCUUUAGUCUGCUAUUAGUUUUAACCCGAUAAUUACCUAAAAACCUAAUAUUGAACUCUGCUCUGCCAAGGACAUCACGAUUGGAGGAUAUCGUUACUGAACUUGUGUUUCUGUGUUCGAAAGUUGUUUUGAGAAUUUAGGUUACUGUACAAGAAGUAACAUGGAUUUUAAGUGUUUGGGCUGCAUGGUGCUGUUCCCCAUCCACAUUCUAUACUACAUAUUGAAAGCAAGCGUGUGCUUACUGCAACCAAGUAGACGGAGAACCCUGACCAAGGAGGUGGUGCUGAUCACAGGCGGGGGGCGAGGUAUUGGUCGUCACCUGGCUCAAGAGUUUGCCAAGCAGGGCGCUAAAAAGGUGAUCCUGUGGGGCCGCACAGAGAUGUGUCUGAAAGAGACAUGCGAAGAGAUCUCCCAAUCAGGAACAGAGUGCCACUACUUCCUGUGCGACGUGGCCAAUCGGGAGGAGGUUUACAAGCAGGCCAAGGUGGUCAGAGAGAAGGUGGGAGAUGUUACGAUCCUGGUGAAUAACGCUGCAGUGGUUCAUGGGAAAAGUCUGAUGGACUGUGACGAUGACGCUCUUUUGAAAUCUCAACACAUCAACACAAUGGGGCAGUUCUGGACUACAAAGGCCUUCCUGCCACGGAUGCUGGAGCUCCAGCAUGGCCACGUAGUCUGUAUAAACUCCAUCCUCUCCCAAUCGCCCAUCCCUGGGGCCAUAGAUUACUGCACCUCCAAGGCCUCCUCCCUGGCCUUCAUGGAGAGCUUGACUCUGGGCCUGCUGGACUGUCCCGGGGUGGGUUGCACCACCGUGCUCCCCUUCCACACCAACACUGAGAUGUUCCAGGGUAUGAGAGUCAGGUUUCCAGCGCUCUUCCCUCCCCUCAAGCCAGAGACAGUUGCUGAAAGGACUGUGGAUGCAGUCAGGACUAACACAGCCUACCUUUACAUGCCCUGGACCAUGCAUGCUCUCGUUGUCCUCAAAAGCUUUAUGCCACAGGCUGCACUUGAAGAGAUCCACAAGUUUUCUGGAACCUAUACCUGCAUGAAUACAUUCAAAGGGAGGACAUAAACACAAAUGAUCCUGAAUGUCAAUACAUAUCAGAGGAACCUCGUUAACUCCAGAGGAUGUUGAAUGGAAGGAUACAUGGGCUACAGGACAUUGGGAAACAAUGAAAGCCUUUUGAAAGUAUGCAGCAAAGUGUCAUGGGGACUUCAGCAUGUAUCGUUGCUUCGGCAGGUAACUUUAGCUUACAAGCUGCUGGAACUUAUCCUGGUCACAUUCUUGAUCUCCUGUGUGUAGUUGGACGGACUUAAUACCAUUCACACAUUGAACAUAAGCCAUGCAAAACUUGCCUGGAUCAACAGCCUUUUUUCCACAAGUCAUUUUUUUUGAUGAUCCUUUCUUUAUCCUACCAAUAAUGUGUCUUUGAAUGGAAUCACAUUAAUAAAAUACUUUUUCAGA